AUGUCGCCAUCUGAUUCGCGCCGAGCCAGAAACGCUUACAUCGUACUUGCGCUCUCCGUCUGUGCUGCCCUGGCUGCCAUCCUCGCUCCCUCUUUUGGCGGUUCGAUCUGGCAGUCGCUCCGCUCCUCGAUCGGCUCUACUUUCCUUCGCACCCACGCUACUUGUGCCCUGGCAGACCCAGCCUUCGCGCCCGUCUCUUCCACCAUGACCGACGCCACCGACGCCUCCAAGUGGUUCCGCUUGCCCCGCAACGUCGUCCCCACCCACUACGACAUUACGCUCAAGUCCGACCUCGAGGCGCUCCAGUUCUCCGGAACCGCCACCAUCGACCUCGACGUGCUCGAGGACACUGAUUCGAUCGUCUUCAACGCCGCCGAGAAGCUCGCCCUCUCCAAGUCCCUCGUCCUCAGCCAGGCGCUCAAGACCGACAACAAGAGCUUCGUCACCCUCGACAUCGACGCAAAGCAUGAGCGCGCAACCGCAAAGCUCCCCAACUCCCUCCCCAAGGGCUCCAAGGCGCAGCUCGUCGUCGCCUUUGCCAGCGACAUCGACAAGAGCAUGAUGGGUUACUAUCGCAGCACCUGGGAGCACGAGGGCAAGAAGGGCUACUACGCACUCACCCAGUUCGAGCCCACCGCCGCCCGCCGCGCCAUCCCCACCUGGGACGAGCCCAACCUCAAGGCCACCUACACCUUCCGCAUGAUCCACCGCAAGGACACCACCGCCCUCGCCAACAUGAACGUCGUCAGCUCCAACGACAUCUCCCAGUCCGAGCAGGUCAAGCUGCUCCGCGCCGCCGAGCUCGGCCUUGACGACAUCCUUGCUACCACCGGCAAGACCGAGGGCAAGACCGAGGGCAAGACCGAGCUCGCCUCCACCGCCUCCAACGACUGGACCGUCACCGAGUUCGCCACCACGCCCAAGGUGUCCACCUACCUCGUCGCCUGGGCCAACGGUCCCUUUGUCAGCAUCGAGAGCAGCUACACCAGCCCGCUCACCGGCAAGGUCAUCCCCAUGAAGGUCUACACCACUCCAGAGUACAUCCACCAGGCCCAGUACGCGCUCGACGUCAAGGUCAAGGUGCUCCCCGAGUACGAGCGUGUCUUUGACGUCGCCUACCCGCUCCCCAAGCUCGACACGCUCGUCGCCUCCGACUUUGACGCAGGCGCCAUGGAGAACUGGGGCCUCAUCACCGGCCGCACCUCGGUUUACCUCUACGACCCCGAGAAGUCCGGCCUGCAGUCGCAGAAGCGCACCGCCGGUGUCCAGUCGCACGAGGUCGCGCACCAGUGGUUCGGCAACAUCGCCACGCUCGACUGGUGGGACAACCUCUGGCUCAACGAGGCCUUCGCCACGCUCAUGGGCGAGGUCGUCAUCCUCGACCGAUGCUUCCCCGAGUGGGAGUCCGCCUCCGAGUUCAUCAACGUCCACCUCGACCGCGCACUCGACCUCGACGGCAAGCGCUCCAGCCACCCCAUCGAGGUGCCGCUCCAGGGCGAGAACGUUGAGGACGCCAUCAACCAGGUCUUUGACGCCAUCUCUUACUCCAAGGGCGCCAGCGUGCUCCGCAUGCUCUCCAACAUGAUUGGCGAGGAUGUCUUCCUGAAGGGUGUCUCGAUCUACCUCAAGAAGCACCUCUACUCCAACGCCGUCACCAAGGACCUCUGGAACGGCAUCAGCGAGUCGUCCGGCCGCGACAUUGCCUCCAUCAUGGCCAACUGGGUGCUCAAGCAGGGCUUCCCCGUCCUCACCGUCACCGAGGAUGCCGAUGGCCUCACCAUCAAGCAGAACCGCUUCCUCUCCACCGGCGACCCCACCGCCGAGGAGGACAAGACGCUGUGGUACGUGCCGCUCAUGCUCAAGACCGUCGGCGCCGACGGCAAGGUCGCCGUCGACCGCGACGCCUUCCUCAACAGCGAGCGCGAGGUCAAGAUCCCGCUCGCCAACGCCAAGGACGCCACCUACAAGCUCAACGCCGAGACCAUCGGCGUCUACCGCGUCGCGUACUCGCCCGAGCGCCUCGCCAAGCUCGGUGAGGAGGCUGCCAAGAAGAAUUCGGCCUUCUCGCUCGAGGACCGCCUGGGUCUGGUCUCGGACGCCUUUACGCUCGCCUCGGCCGGCUACGGCAAGACGUCGGGCGGUCUGUCGCUCGCCAAGGCGCUGCGCAACGACCCCACCUACCUGGUCAACUCGGCGUCGUCGCUCAACCUCGGCACGCUCGCCAGCGCGUGGUGGGAGCAGGAUGCGAAGGUGACGGGCGCGAUCAAGAAGCUGCGCGCCGACAUCUUUGGUCCCACGGCCAAGAAGCUCGGCUUCGAGUUUAGCGCCGACGACUCGCCCGAUCUCAAGCAGCUGCGUGCCGUCGCCAUUGCCGCCGCGUCUGCGGGCGAGGAUGCGUGGACGCUGGGCGAGAUCAAGAAGCGCUUUGACCACCUUGCCACCACGGGCGACGACAGCCAGAUCCACCCGGAUCUGCUGCGCACCACCAUGGCGCGCGCCGUCGAGCACGGUGGCGAGAAGGAGUACGAGGCUGUGCUUGCCAUCUACCGCAAGCCGUCGACGCCGACGCACAAGAUUGCAGCCAUGCUGGCGCUGGGCGCGUCCAAGGAGGUCAAGCUGCUGGAGCGCACCGUGGACUUCCUGUUUGGCGACGAGGUCAAGGAGCAGGACUUUAUGUUCUUCUUUGCGGCGCUGUCGGGCAACCCUGCUGGCCGACGUCUGAUCUGGGAUGCGACCAAGGGCCGCUGGGAGGCGCUGUCCAAGCGGUUUGCGGGCAACUUUUCGCUCUCGCGCAUCAUCGAGUACUCGUUCAGCGCCUUCUCGUCCGAGCAGGACGCGCAGGAUGUGGAGCAGUUCUUCAAGGACAAGGACACGGCCAAGUUCUCCAUGGGUCUCAGCCAGGGUCUGGAUGCCGUGCGCGCACGCGCCAGGUGGGUCGAGCGCGAUGCUGAAGAUGUCAAGCAGUGGCUGCAGGCCAACGGCUACCUUGCCUGA
Molecule: messenger RNA, 2994 nt
Organism: Moesziomyces aphidis
Lineage: Eukaryota; Fungi; Basidiomycota; Ustilaginomycetes; Ustilaginales; Ustilaginaceae
Source: the annotation of a GenBank genome assembly